CGGCGGGAAUGGGUUGCUAGCGUGUAGCGUCCUGCAGGGGGUGGGGGGAGGAAAGAUGGCGGUCUCCACGGUGGGUUCUUUCCUCGAGGCAAAGAAGGAGCCGCCGCGGGAUGGUUAUGGAGUCUACGUUUAUCCCAAUUCCUUUUUCCGAUACGAAGGAGAAUGGAAACAAGGGAAAAAACACGGUCACGGGAAGUUGCUGUUUAAGGACGGAAGUUAUUACGAGGGCGAGUUUACAGACGGAGAAAUCGUGGGCAAUGGACUCAGAUACUGGGCAUCUACAGGGAAUACUUAUUCUGGGCAGUUCCUCCUCGGAGAGUUGCACGGACACGGAGUCCUUCAGUGGAAAUGUGGUGGGAAAUAUGAAGGCGAGUUCGUUUAUGGCGUGCGCGAAGGCCACGGGUUACUGACUGACAAGGAUGGGCAAACGUAUCAAGGAUCAUACCACAAAAACAAAAGACACGGUGGAGGAAAAAUGGUCUUCAAAAACGGGGAUGAAUAUGAAGGAGAUUGGAUCCUGGAUCAGAGACAGGGCCAUGGAGUGCUCCGCUGUGCUGAUGGAACUAUAUAUGAGGGACAGUGGAGGAAUGACAAGUUCAACGGACAAGGCUCUAUAAUCCAUUGUUCGGGUGCUACCUAUGCAGGACGCUGGCUCAAUGGCUACCCCGUCGGACAAGCAAAGAAGAUCGUGAUUUUGGGACCAGAGGUCAUUGAUACCGUUCCAGGCUAUGCUCACACACUUCACGUCCAGCUGCAAGACGAAGAAGGAGAGCUUUCCGAAAGUGAGAGCGGCCGGCUGCUGGAAAUCAGCGCCGGGAUCCGAAAGGAGCCACUUCCGGCGAUCGGCAGAAACAGCCUUCCCCAGUUCAUUGCGCAAAGCAAGGAGCAGCCGGUUGAAAGCUCUCUUGGAUCUGAGCAUAUUAGUUAUCCUUUGAAGAUGGCCGCGUUUGGAAGCCAGGAGCCUCAAGCCUCCCUCCCCGCUGUUGGCCCGUCUGGCUUUGCCCUUUCGGAGCUGCCAAUCCCCGAAGGAAGCCUGGGACCGAAAUCCGGCUCAAAACCCUGGGAUGGUGCAGGAGACGCCCUUGGCGACCGGGAUGGCGUGGGGAAUGAAAGCUGCCGCUCUCCAGGUUUCCAGAGAACUGAGUGCGGCCGUGCUGUUUUCAAGAACAUCCGCCUUGUACCUCCUCUGGAGGAUCCCCGCCCCACAGUCCCGUCGGGCGAGACCCCCCAAAAAGGAGACACGAAUCCAAGUGACCAAGCCCAUCUUGAACCAUUGACAACCUUCCAGGAGAUGGCUGGAGAUACCAGGUUCAAGGUGGCGGCUGCAGGGUGCAACCCCGGCGCGAGUCGAGAUCCCCCGGGAGACCUCGGGGCACUGCCAGGAGACUAUGUAGUUAUGGUCCGUGACGUGACUUCACCGCCAUUUCUAGGCCGGCGUCUCCCGCCUGCUUUCAAGCUCUUGAGGGUGUUGUCAGAGAGAGGCAAACGCACGGGUUCCGGGGAGGAAACUCAACAAGGUCUUGGCAGUUCAAAGAAAGACGGAGCACCACCAACUCCCGACAGAACUCAGGGGAAGUAUGUGUCCUUUGAGUAGCACAAGAAUUGAUUAGUUAUGUAACCACCCACCCACCCCCAGUAACUUCCACAUCCCACUCCCAGGACACAUGUGGCUUGUUCUCACAAUUGGAGAUAGGGUAGGAGAAGCCUCCUACCUAAUUCGAGAACCGGACGCGCUCCCAAGUGGCCAUUAGGGGUGUGCACAAACGGUACGGCGCCAAACUGGUUCGCUUUGAACCAGGCCAGUUUGGAGGUUUGAUCGUGGACCGAACCGAGGGAGGUUCAGUCCGCAAUCGAACCGAACCAAGCUUGGUUUGGGCAGACCUCUGUGCUGGUGGCUUGUUAAAAACGGGAGGACCACGCACGCUUUGGAUAUGGGCUGCACGGGGCGGGGGCAAGCGGCUGUGUCAGCAGCCACAUUGGACAAUAAGGAAAAGAAGACCUUUUUAUCUACCGCUCUUGCCAACCUCCCUGCCCCCCCCCCCGGCUGCCCCUUCACAGGAGCCAGGACCCCCACCUCUUUACUUGUAAAGGGGAACCCUAACUGGAUACCGAAAAAGGAUCCCCCUUUAUUAGCCGCUGAACCGCCAGAAUGGUUUGGUCAAACAGACCAAAACGGCCAGUUAGUUCUACUGAACGGGUUUCGAAUUCGAGCCGAACUGCAUUUUUUAAUUCGUGCAUACCCCUAGUGGCCAUCAUGCGAAUUCUACAAGCGUGGAAAAAGGAGGGGGAAAUAAUUGUCUGAGAGCUGGGUGCGGAGGCAGGGGGCAGAGGUGAGCCCAGAUCUGGAGCCCAGCUCCAGAGGGAGGGUUGCGGGGAAGCAUACCCCACACCUUCCACCUCUAUACCCAGCUCACAGGUGAGCAUUUUCCCCUCCUCCUGCCUUGCUGGUAGAAUCCUCACAGUGGCCACUCAGGAUCCCAGCCAGCUUUGGAAUUAGGGCGAGAGGCUUCUCUUACCCUCAUGUCAAUCGUGAAAACAGCCCUACAAGCUGGUUCUAAGGGAGCUGCCACACAGAAUACCCACCCACAGCCUGCUUCAUGAUUGGUUUGUCAGCCAGCAUUUGGGACAAAUUGUAGACAUCUCAGAUUGCAUUCAUACAGGCCAAAGACCUUUGUCCUGCUAGCGAGCAGUAUUUUUCGUUAUUUCUUUAUACCAAGUAAGCUGUGUCUUUGAUUUCUGUUUUUAAAAACACACACACACGAACAACCCUGUCCUAAUAAAUUGGAGUUUGUGCAACA
Molecule: messenger RNA, 2798 nt
Organism: Hemicordylus capensis (graceful crag lizard)
Lineage: Eukaryota; Metazoa; Chordata; Lepidosauria; Squamata; Cordylidae
Gene: MORN1
Product: MORN repeat containing 1
Exons: 14
Coding region: 56-1594 (512 amino acids)
Source: RefSeq, a predicted model, not a curated record